AUGAUUGAACUGUCAAGGGACGAGAUAAACCAGCUGAUAGCAAGGUAUCUUGAGGAUGAAGGAUACAUAUACACGCUGUUUACAUUCAAGAAUGAAGCAAGUCCAGACACUGGAGUGUUCAAACACACGCUUCCCUCUGUUAUUAGCAAAGGAGUGCAGUAUAUGUAUGGUGUGAAGCAUCUGCAAGAGGGUGAAGUUGUUCCAUGCAGUGCCAAAUUUUGUUUGUCUGAAGCACAUGUGUGUAGGUUUGAAAGCUCAAAUGAAUCUGAGUCAAAAAAGGGCCUUAAGCUUAAUGAUGGCAGCACAAGUAUAUUAAUCGACAAGGAGAUGUCUAUGAGUACUGACAUACUCAAUAGCGAAGACGUACUAGAUGGAUAUGUUGAUAAAGUGAGUAUCGAUGUUAUGGAUAUAGACAUGCAUUUAAACGAGCAUGUUAUGCUUUCAUGUUGGAAUAGAGACUUUCUAUGUGUUUAUACAAAGACGCAUGAGCUUGUUGGUGUUGGACUAAAUGGCAUUAUGUGGAGAAGAGAUAUUAAGGGAAUAUCAGCACUCUCAUGGAGUGGUGAUGAUGUUGUUGCAGGGAAUACAAAUGGAGAAGUUAUAACGAUCAAUCUGCUAAGUGGUAGAACAAGAAGUUAUGCAUGUCAUGAAAAGAAGAUUACUGGAGUAAAACAGCGUGGAAAGGGAAUUAUUUCAUCUGGAGAAGAUGGAAAAGUGGUGAUGAUGAACAAUGGAGUAACAGAGAUGUGUGUUUCUUCUAAGUCCAAGGUGACUGAGAUAGUUUGGAUGAGUGAGUAUGGCGUUGGAUGCGCAUUAGACGAUUUCUCACUAGUUUAUGUGGACAUGAAUACUCAGAAUACAUUCACUGUUGGCUUCCACAGUAACUGGAUUAGUCACAUAAGUCAUAGGGAAGGCGUAUUGUCCAGUUCGUCGCAUGAUGGAUCGAUUGGUAUUUGGAGCAGCACAUUGAUGAAUGGUCAUAGAAUUCAAGCACAUGAGGGCGCAGUCAAUAGCCAUGCAUGGAUCAAUGAUUCAGUUGCCAGCUGUGGAGCAGAUGGGAUUCUUAAGACCUGGAAUGUUCAUAAAGGUGUAUCUGUCCAUGCAUCAGACUAUUCCGAUGGUAUUGUGUGUGUUGAUUGUACAUCUCAGUUGAUUGCAUGUGGAACAUCGGCAGGGACUGUUGCUAUUACUGAUUCUAGAUGUGGAGAGAUUUACAGAUGCCGCAUGAAUGGAGAAGUCUCGAGUGUUUUAUUUUCUGGAGAUGGAUCAUAUCUAUACUGCAUGCUUGAAGGGCAUUCAAAGCUAUUAAAUCUCAGGUAUAUUUGA
Messenger RNA from Ordospora colligata OC4, 1326 nucleotides. RefSeq names its product WD domain-containing protein. Gene Ontology annotation, cellular component: histone deacetylase complex. Bases 1 to 1326 code for a protein of 441 amino acids. The record is from RefSeq and is a predicted model, not a curated record. Gene Ontology annotation, molecular function: protein binding; transcription corepressor activity. Gene Ontology annotation, biological process: regulation of transcription by RNA polymerase II. Lineage: Eukaryota; Fungi; Microsporidia; Ordosporidae. The transcript has a single exon.